AUGGGGGUGGCUCGGAGGGAGCGGUGGGCUGUUCCCCUCCUGUGGGCGGCGCUUCUUGCGGUCGCGCUGCUGGGCGGCGGCGUCGUCCGCGGCUUCGAGGACGGCGCCGCGGUGUACAUUGUGACCAUGAAGCAGGCGCCGGUGUCCCACAAGCGCCUCGACCUGGAGAGGUUUGGGAGCAGCAGGGUUGCCGCCGCCGGCGGCGGCGGAGGGGAUAACCCGGCCACCAGCAUCCUCAGGAAGCCGAGGCAUGCUUCACCCAAAUCUAUGAAUUAUGGCUCACUCCUAGUGCGCCUUCAAAAUUCUCUCCUGAAGAAGACACUAAGAGGAGAGCAGUAUACAAAGUUGUACAGUUACCACUACUUGAUUAAUGGUUUUGCUGUUGUCCUCACUCCUCAGCAGGCAGAGAAGCUAAAUAGGAGAAAAGAAGUGGCAAACAUAAUGUUGGAUUUCUCUGUUAGGACGGCAACAACUUAUACCCCUGAAUUCCUUGGCCUGCCAGAAGGUGCUUGGGUGCAAGAUGGUGGUCCACAAUGUGCUGGCCAGGGUGUUGUUGUGGGCCUCAUUGAUACAGGAAUCGACCCAAAUCACCCUAGCUUUGCAGAUGACUUGACAACCGAUAAUUAUCCAGUUCCUGCUCACUACUCUGGUAAUUGUGAGGUUACAAGUGAUUUUCCAUCUGGGUCCUGCAACAGAAAGCUUGUUGGAGCUCGACAUUUUGCUGCAUCUGCAAUAACCCGAGGAGUCUUCAAUGCCUCUCAAGAUCUUGCUUCACCAUCUGAUAGUGAUGGUCAUGGGACCCACACAGCAUCAAUCGCGGCUGGUAAUCAUGGAAUACCUGUUAUUGUGGCUGGGCAUCACUUUGGGAAUGCAAGUGGAAUGGCUCCUCGUGCACACAUUGCUGUCUAUAAAGCGCUGUACAAAGGUUUUGGAGGUUUUGCUGCUGAUGUAGUGGCUGCAAUAGAUCAGGCAGCUGAAGAUAACGUUGACAUAAUCAGUUUAUCCAUUACCCCUAAUAGGAGGCCUCCUGGAUUGGCUACAUUCUUUAAUCCAAUUGAUAUGGCACUAAUGUCAGCUGUGAAAGAUGGCAUAUUUGUUGUGCAAGCUGCAGGAAAUACUGGUCCUUCCCCUAAGAGCAUGUCUUCAUACAGUCCAUGGAUUUUUACUGUAGGCGCUUCUGCCCAUGACAGGGAGUACAACAAUUAUGUUGUACUUGGCAACAAUUUGACCAUUUCAGGAGUUGGCCUUGCUCCUGGAACAGAUGGUGAUUCCAUGUACAAUCUGAUUGCUGCACCUCAUGCACUGCAAAAUUAUACAACUACUCCAAUUGAAAUGUCCCUAGGAGAGUGCCAAGAUCCAAGCCAUCUAGAUAAAGAUCUGAUAAGGGGGAAGAUACUGGUCUGCAGCUAUUCCAUAAGAUUUGUGCUUGGCCUCUCUUCUGUGAAGCAAGCUUUGGAUACAGCAAAGAAUGUCAGUGCUGCAGGAAUUAUAUUUUACUUGGAUCCUUUUGUCCUUGGUUUCCAGCUGAACCCAACUCCAAUGGAUAUACCUGGACUUAUAAUACCAUCAUCUGAUGACUCUAAGAUAUUCCUAAGUUAUUACAACGAUUCGCUUGUACGAGAUGGGACGUCAGACAAAGUUGUCAACUUCAGUGCAGUUGCGAAAAUACUAGGAGGUCUGAAGCCAAAUUAUGGUAGUUCGGCACCAAAAGUGAUGUUUUAUUCUGCUAGGGGACCUGACCCUGAGGAUAAUACAUUGGCCAAUGCCGAUAUCUUGAAACCAAAUGUGGUAGCACCUGGCAGUUCCAUUUGGGGUGCUUGGAGUUCGCGUGGAUUGGAUUCUGCUGAAUUUACCGGUGAAAGUUUUGCGAUGCUCUCUGGUACAAGUAUGGCUGCACCACACAUUGCUGGCCUUGCGGCGCUAAUCAAGCAGAAGUUUCCUUCUUUUAACCCAGCAGCUAUAGGUUCCGCGCUGUCUACCACUACAACUCUCAGUGACAAGCAGGGGAAUCCAAUCAUGUCACAGCGAACAUACAGCAACCCAGACUCCACUCAAACUCCAGCUACACCUUUUGACAUGGGGAAUGGGUUUGCCAAUGCCACUGCUGCUUUGGACCCUGGGCUCAUAUUUGAUUGCAGCUAUGAUGAUUACCUCUCCUUUCUGUGUGGUAUAAAUGGUUCUGCUCCAGUAGUGGCGAACUACACCGGCAAUAGCUGCGGGGCCUCCACCAUGACCGGAGCAGACCUAAACCUGCCGUCGAUCACCAUAGCCGUGCUCAACCAGUCGAGAAUAGUAACACGAACGGUCACCAACGUGGCGAGCGACGAGAACUACACGGUCAGUUGCAACGCCCCCUACGGGGUGGCGGCGUCUGCGACACCGGCUCAGUUCUUCAUCCCCAGCGGGCAGAAGCAGCUCGUGACCUUUGUCGUGAACGCCACCAUGACCAACUCUUCGGUGAGCUUCGGGGACGUCGAGUUCUACGGGGACAAAGGUCACCGGGUGGUCAUUCCGUUCACGGUCAUGUCCAAGGCUGUGUAG
Molecule: messenger RNA, 2541 nt
Organism: Triticum turgidum subsp. durum (durum wheat)
Lineage: Eukaryota; Viridiplantae; Streptophyta; Magnoliopsida; Poales; Poaceae
Source: the annotation of a GenBank genome assembly